AUGCCCGGCGUCGGCGACGAGGAGCAGCAGCAGACGAAGCAGGGAGGCCCCGCGCUCGAGGGCCUCGUGGUGGGGAGCUACUGCCACGACGUGCUCCUCCGGGGCGGCCGCGUCGUGGGCGAGACGCUCGGCGGGGCGGCGGCCUUCGUCUCCACCGUGCUCGACGCCGCGUCGCCCCCGGGGGCCUCCUUCUCCGUCGUGUCCAAGGUCGGGCCCGACUUCGCCUACGCCUCCGCGCCGGCGCCCGCGCGCCACCCCGCGCUGCUCUGCCCCGCGCCGACCACCUCCUUCCACGCCCGCUUCUCCGACGCCGCCGGCGCGUCGGCGCACGCGCCCGACCGCCAGCUCAGCCGCGUCCACGCCUGCGACCCGAUCUACCCCGACGACCUCCCGGACCGCCGCUUCGCGUACGGCCUCGCCGUCGGCGUCGCCGGGGAGGUGCUGCCGGAGACGCUCGACCGGAUGGUCCGGCUCUGCCGCGCGGUGCUCGUCGACGCGCAGGCGCUCAUCCGGGUCUUCGACGCCGAGGGCGUCCGUCACGUGGCGCUGGAGGGCACGCCGUAUGCGCCGCUCCUGCAGCGAGUUGCGUUCCUCAAGGCGUCGUCGGAGGAGGCGCCGUACAUAGGGGUGGAGGCUGCGAGGCGGCGUUGCUGCGUGAUCGUGACGGAGGGGAAGGAAGGGUGCCGGCUGUACUGGGACGGUGGGGAGGCACGCGUGGCGCCCUUCUCCGCCGUCCAGGUGGACCCCACCGGCGCCGGAGACAGCUACCUCGCUGGUUUCGCCGCCGGGCUGCUAUGGGGGCUGUCAGCUACGGAUGCCGCGCUGAUCGGCAACUUCUUCGGCGCAGCUGCUGUCUCCCAAAUUGGCGUUCCCACAUUCCAUCCCGAGAUGUUGCAGGCUGUCAAAAAAAUACUGGAGGACAAGGCGAUACAACGGUCUAGUCCAUGUAUAAACGGCGCUAUGUUUACCUUCCAGAGAUCAAUUAUGCAUGAUGAGCUACACGCAUCUCUGGAGGAAGCGGCGAGACUGAUGUGCGAGCAGAAGCAAACCGAUCCGGCAACUGAUAACUGUGACAAUGUUUGCUCGGCGCAAGAGCCGACUGAAUCGCAAGUGGAUGCUGAGUUGAAGUUUGCCUGCAAAAUUAUGGGAAACUGCCUUCCCAGAUUUCACAUUGAGAUCUGUACUGUAUAUGGCCAACAAAUGAAGCGUGUAUACAAUACAGAUGUGUCCUGAUGCUCGUUUAAUAGAUUUGCUCUGUUAGAGCUUUCAGUCA
This is a messenger RNA of Lolium rigidum, 1273 nucleotides long. RefSeq names its product inositol 3-kinase. Gene Ontology annotation, molecular function: kinase activity. Lineage: Eukaryota; Viridiplantae; Streptophyta; Magnoliopsida; Poales; Poaceae. Gene Ontology annotation, biological process: myo-inositol hexakisphosphate biosynthetic process. The record is from RefSeq and is a predicted model, not a curated record.